Molecule: messenger RNA, 2511 nt
Organism: Diachasma alloeum
Lineage: Eukaryota; Metazoa; Arthropoda; Insecta; Hymenoptera; Braconidae
Exons: 8
Coding region: 172-1254 (360 amino acids)
Source: RefSeq, a predicted model, not a curated record
GUGUCUGAACACGCUCACUGCACGUUGGUUCGCGCGGCCAGUAGGACGCUCUCUCGAAGGACGACGUUCUCACGUCUCCCAGUGAAUACAACUUGUUAAUUAAAAAAAAUUAGAGUGACAGAAAAUUAUUAGUUUAUCAGUGGGUGAUCAGGCAAAUGCGAUCUCUGGUGGAUGAAAAGAAAAUCCGCGCCUGGUCAGACAGUCACAGAAGUCUCUACUGCAGGGGUGAUCCAUUUGUCAGGGAUGGAGACUAGUUCGAGGCUUUUCACGAUGGUGUGCUCAAGAUUAUUUGGAUUUAUCAUGUUUAUGGCGAUAAUGGCUCUGGGAGCCGCGACGGAAACUUCAUGCCAGGACGAGGGGGACUGUCCCCCACAUCAAUUUUGUUAUGAUGUUUCAAAUAUAUGUGUUCAUUACACAAAUUGCAGUCAGUACAACCGCGAGGAGGGUGCUGAGAAGGCUCAAAAUCCUUCACAGUGUGGAAAAUGCCUCGAAGGAUAUGCCAGUAAUACUGUGGCGACCGGAGAGGAGGAGCCUGUUUGCAAAAGCAAGGUUCAACUCCCAGUGGACCCUCCAGUGAUCGAUGACAAUUCUCAAUGGUGGAUUUACAUGGCGAGUGGGAUUCCAUGUGUAUCAAUCGUAGGACUCCUCAUCUAUUUCCUGAGAAAACGUCUGACCGAUGGAGAUGAGAAGUGGUUCAAGACAAUUGGAACCUGGAAGUUCACUCCCAGUGCGCCUCCCCAGGAGAAUGUUUUUGUUACAGCCUAUCACCUGCAACAACCCUUCUAUACCGACGAGGAGCCUCCAAUCUAUUCUGCAGUGAUCACCAGCAAUAACAACAACAACAAUGUCAAGGAACGUUUGGUCAAUGCAAUGCCAACGACUCCCCCUUCUUGGGUACAGGUCGACCCCAGCUACGAUGAGGAAGACGGUACUGUGAACACAUCGGGCUCCACAGCAAUUUCCACGACAAUUGAGGUUGAGGACGAGGAAACAACCCCCAGUUCAUGGACUCCCGAGAACGUAUCAGUGCAAGUGCCAUCGAGACCGUUUCUGCAGUUCGCUCCGGAGCAAAGGGACAACGUUCUCAACGCUGUAUUGGUUCGAGGUGAUUGUGGGUCAAACUCGACCCCCCAAGACGCGACGCCAGAGCCCUCCCCAGAAUCCCGAGAGGGAGCACGAGGAAAUACGUAUCGAGGGCCCAAUGUUCAGAUCAAUCAGAUGAUCACGCUGAACAUGGUGAAAAGUGAUCACUAAUUGAAAUUCACGAUGUGCCAAAUUGUUGUUAUUGUCUCGGUUUUCACGGUAUCACAAGACUUGUUGCUCAAUUGCCCUGUGAAAACUGAGAAUCGGGGGGUGAAUGGGGUAUUUCUUAAGUAUUUUUAUGGUUGAUGGACCAUGCGAGUCUCAAUGGACCAUUAGUAUUACUUCAGGAAUGCUGAUUAAUACGGAAGAGUCUCUCUUCGUUCGCUCGAAUUUUCUCGUUGCAAUUUUCCUGGUAAAUUAAUUUCCAAUCAAGAAUAUUUUGUUGAAUAUUUCGAGUUGAAUACUCUCUAUCAAUUUGUAUGAUUCGUUUAUGAAGACAAAGAAAUAAUCGAGAAGUUAGCCUUAUGAAAAUAUAUUGUUGCCAUGAGAAUUCAUUAGGAUGAAUUCCCCUUGUGCAUUUAGUCUGGAAAAGACAAGUUCAACCUAAUCUUAGGGUCUACUUACUCAUGCGACAUCGAGACAACUCGAUCUCCUUGUGAUUCAUUUUUUUUUACAUAAAUAAUCAUUUGUAUAAAUCGUUUCUCCAAUUAUUGUAGGAAUCAUAGUUUUUAAAGACUUUUCCUUCCUUUUUGCAAUAUUUGCAAGAGCAAUUUCUUUUGAGAUGUUCGAUAGUGAAAGGUGAAAUUGUACAGAAUUUUUUUUUUGAAAAUUGAAAAUUAUUUUAGAAUAUUUACAUUCUUAUUUAAGUUUUACAAUUGAAAGCUAUUUGGGUAAUUGUGAGGACAGGUGGUCGGGCCUUCAUGUGUAGAGCAUCUAAUUUUAAUCGUUGGUGAUAGUGGGGAAGGAAAUAAUUAACUGUGCAUUGUUCAAUUAUUGAUAAUUACCCAGUGAAACAGAACUCCUACAUCAUUAGCAUAAUUUAUCCACUAAGUGGAACAAAUGAUAACAAAUGUCUGUUAAUAUCAUAGUUGCAUACUUACCUCAUAUCACCCAAACCUACAAUAAUUCCUUAUUUAUGAUAACCCGAAGGAUUAAGGAACAUUCAAUGGCUAGUCACGUGUCUCCAGUGAAAUUAAAAAUUUAUUUAACAAAAAAAAACAAUUACAAUUAACUUAUCAUUGGGUUACUCGUUUAAAAAAAUAUAAAGUUAUGAACAUAAUACUAUUAUUCUUAUGGAGACAUGACUUAAAUUAAAUUUUCAAUGGAAUACAAGUGCCGGGGGCUAUGUCAGCUGCCUGGCUCUGUAAUAAAACCAUUAGGAGCUAGAGAAUGAACAAAAUCAAUGAAUAAAAAAUACAUUUUUCAACA